Hypoxylon trugodes is the source of this 213-nucleotide messenger RNA. RefSeq lists its product as uncharacterized. The transcript has 2 exons. The record is from RefSeq and is a predicted model, not a curated record. NCBI's taxonomy places the organism in Eukaryota, Fungi, Ascomycota, Sordariomycetes, Xylariales, Hypoxylaceae. Bases 1 to 213 code for a protein of 70 amino acids.
AUGUCCCUGUUUAACUUGGACCUGUUCCUUGAUAAUGCAAGCCCGUUCUUCUGCCAGGCGGGCCUGUUCUUCCUCGUUCAUCUUCUGCAUCUUUACGUUCUUGCUCUAGAUGAGUACGGGCCUGGGAAACACGGUCAAAAGCAUUUAUCUCCAGGAUAUUGCAAUGUUUUCGAUUCUAAUGAGUACAAUGGUUAUAGACUUCAAAACCAAUGA